Molecule: messenger RNA, 1553 nt
Organism: Paramecium octaurelia
Lineage: Eukaryota; Ciliophora; Oligohymenophorea; Peniculida; Parameciidae
Source: the annotation of a GenBank genome assembly
AUGCUUUUUUUAUUUAUUUUCGCAUUAUUAAUUAAAGCCUUCGCUUUAGAUAUCUUAACAAUCAACUAACGAUAUAAGGAAUCUGGCACGAUUAUCAAAUUGAUUGAAUCUCAAUAUCAAGUGAUCUAGAGUAUUCAAAAUAGUACUUUCUACUUUCAACCUUACUAAAUAGAUUAAGAUAAAUAUAUAACAGUUUAGUAUGAACUAUUGUUUGAAUAGAUAGGUUGAUUUUUGAAUAUCCUCGAGAUGGAGAUGUAAAUUUGGAGUUCUCAAUUACAAAAAAUAAGAAAAACUCCACAAGUUCUCAGAAUGAUGUAUUCUAUGAUAUUAACGGACAAUGUUUGAAGAAGGCAUAUCAAAUGAUUUAAAUAGAUCCAUUUACCUUUGAUAGCAAUGAUAAAUACUACAUUGAUAUUCAAAUAAGAGAUAGCCUUUUUACAGAUUAUUAAUAUUUUAUUAAAAUAACAAAAACUAAAAACAAACUAUGUCCGAAUGAUUGUGGUAAUUAAUAAUCAGGAUAGUGCCAUGCUGAAACAGGAGUGUGUGCUUGUUCUUCAUAAUUUGUGGACUUGGAUUGUUCAAAAUAGGCUUAACGCUUAUCUUUAGAUCAACCCCUAAAGAAUAUUUCAAUACAAAAAAAGGAAUAUUUCUAUUUUUAAAAAGAUGAAUUGAUUUCUAACAUAUCCUUGAGUUUGGGUUUGAUGAAUUCCUAAAAUCAUGCAUCUGGCCUUGAAGCAUUUAUUAUGUAUGAAACCUUUUAAUGUGGACUGGCAAAUGAAGCAUAUUUCAACUACUACAUUUCUUUUCAUGAUUAAUCCACUUAAUCUGUAUAAAUAGAUUUGUCUCCAUUGAUAUAUGACCAAUAUAUUGAAAGAUUCUAAAGAUUAUUGAUCACAGUCGUAACAUAAACCCCUAUUCUCGUAUUUAUUUCAGUAAACACAUCCUCCUUAGAUGUCAAUCCUGAAAUGGAUUAAAGCCUAGUAAUUGUGUAUGUACUGGUUUCGAUAGCCAUUUUGUUGCUGAUGGCUUGGAUCAUAAUUAUACUGAUAAGAUAUAGAAGAAGUUCAAGAGUGCAUGAAGAGACUAAUACAAUAUCCAAUUCUCAAAUCAAUAAUAACAAUUAUUAUAAAAAGAGAAAGAGUAAAUCAAAUUUGAAUUUGAAUCUUUUAGAUUAAUACAUGCCAAAAUUGUUAUAUUCUUAAAUCCUGGAAUUCCCAGAGUGUUAGGAAUUAGAAGUUUAGGAAGCUUGUUCGGUUUGUUUAUUAGAAUAUUAAAAAAAUGCCAUUUGUAGACUUACUCCUUGUCAUCACAUCUUCCAUUCUGAUUGCUUAUAUCAAUGGGUAAUGAAACAUGAGAACUGUCCUUUGUGUAGAACUGCCUUAGAUCAAAAGUCUUUGAAAGAAUUAUACAAUCAAAAUCUUAAUUAAACCUUCAAUUUGUGCAAACAAAAAGACAAGCAACCCAAUUAGAAUAUUGUAUUGCAAAGUCAGUUAUUCUCAAAUGCCCAAACAGAACUAAGAAUGAUUGCUCAUAAUUCAAUCGAUAAUCAAUGA